UUUCCAGCAAAUCGGACUGAACAGAGCUUCAGCUCGGUGUGUAGACGGCGGGGCUUUUACGAGGCGAAUUUAUCUGCAGCCGACUGUUGUCUGGGUGGACAAGAACGUUACGCAGUCUGUACAACCUGUUCAGAAUUUCAAGUCCGCACGCACCCCUCAUCAACCCUGUAGCCCCACCAGUGAGAUGGCCGAGACCCCUGGGAAGUUCGACUUUGCCAUUGACCGUGGAGGCACCUUCACAGACGUCUUUGCCCGCUUGCCAGAUGGACGGGAGAGGGUCCUCAAGUUGCUCUCUCACGACCCCCAGAACUACAAAGACGCACCGACAGAGGGAAUCCGCAGAGUCCUGGAGCAGGAAACAGGGCGGGCUUUCCCCAGAGAGCAGCCGGUAGACACCGCUCUGAUUGGCUGGAUCAGGAUGGGAACCACGGUGGCGACCAAUGCGCUGCUGGAGAGGCAGGGCGAGAGGACGGCUCUGCUGGUGACACGGGGCUUCCGGGAUCUCCUGCACAUUGGCACACAAGCACGGCCGGGGCUGUUUGAUCUGGAAGUGUCAAUGCCAGAGGUGCUGUAUGAGGAGGUGAUCGAGGUGGAUGAGCGCGUCGUGCUAAAACAAGAUGGCUGCAAACUGCCCAGGAAGGAGUCCAAACGCACUGUCACCGGCAGCACAGGGGACAGUCUGGAGGUGUGGAGGGAGCUGGACCUGCAGCAGGUUGAGAGAGACCUGAGGGGAGUCUUAUCACGCGGCAUCACCAGCCUGGCUGUGCUGCUCCUGCACUCCUAUACGUGGUCUGCCCAUGAGAAGGCGGUGGGCUCCUUGGCACGGAAGCUUGGCUUCAGCCAGGUGUCGCUGUCCAGCGAGGUGAUGCCCAUGAUCCGAGCGGUGCCCAGAGGGUACACGGUGUGUGCCGACGCCUACCUCACGCCCAAAAUCCGUCAGUACCUGCGCGGCUUCACCUCUGGGUUUAGAGGGGGGCUGAAGGAUGUGGAUGUGUUGUUCAUGCAGUCUGACGGUGGCCUGACCCCCAUGGAGCAGUUCUGUGGCUCGCGGGCCGUGCUGUCGGGGCCGGCAGGGGGGGUGGUGGGAUACGCCGUCACCUCCUACAGCGGCACCGAGAACAAGCCUGUCAUCGGCUUCGACAUGGGAGGCACGUCCACGGAUGUGAGUCGCUAUGCGGGCCAGUAUGAGCACGUGUUUGAGGCCACCACCGCGGGCGUCACCCUGCAGGCCCCUCAGCUGGACAUCAACACCGUGGCCGCCGGAGGAGGCUCGCGCCUCUUCUUCAGGUCUGGUAUGUUUGUAGUCGGACCAGAGUCUGCUGGUGCCCAUCCUGGACCGUCAUGCUACAGAAAAGGUGGCCCCCUCACCGUAACUGAUGCCAACCUGGCGCUGGGCCGGCUCCUGCCCGCCUUCUUCCCGCGCAUCUUCGGCCCGGGCGAGAACGAGCCCCUGUCCAGCGAGGAGACCAUGCGCCACUUCCGGCAGAUGACCAAGGAGAUCAACCACUUCCUGUCCCAGAGUAGUGCCAAUGGCCUGGGGCUGCAGGCCCACAGUGGUGCUAGUGGUGGCAGUGGUGGUGGUGGCAAGAAGCAGAUGAGCGUAGAGGAGGUUGCCAUGGGUUUCAUCCGGGUGGCUAACGAGGCCAUGUGUCGGCCAAUCAGAGCGCUGACGCAGGCGAAGGGCCAUGACACAUCCAAGCAUGUGUUGGCGUGCUUUGGGGGGGCAGGUGGCCAGCACGCCUGUGCCAUUGCACGAGCCUUGGGCAUGAAGACUGUCUUCAUCCACAAGUACAGCGGUGUCCUCUCUGCGUACGGCCUGGCGCUGGCAGACGUGGUGGAGGAGGUGCAGGAGCCGUGCUCCCUGACGUACGAGAGCCGCUCCUUCGCCGAGCUAGACCGCCGCGUCGACCUGCUCUCCCAUCGCUGCCAGGAGACGCUCAGAGGACGAGGAUUCCAAAGUGCUCAGAUCAAGACUGAGGUCUUCCUCCACCUGCGCUAUGAGGGAACAGACUGUGCUCUCAUGGUAACCUCCACCGGUUACCCGGGCAAUUCUCAGUCCUGCCGCGCUGGAGACUUCCGCUCAGCAUUCACUAAAAGAUAUCUGAAAGAGUUUGGCUUCACCAUUCCUGACCGGCCCAUCAUGGUGGACGAUAUCCGCAUCAGAGGGUCUGGGAUGUCGGGCAUCAAGUCAGUGACGCACACCAAAUCAGGCUGUGCAGCAGCCAAACCCGCCACGGUCACCAAGUGUUACUUUGAGGACCGUUCCCUGGAUACCAAUGUGUACCUGUGGGAGGAGCUGUCAUGUGAGCACAGCAUCAUGGGUCCGGCCAUCAUCAUUGAUAAGAACAGCACCAUCCUGGUGGAGCCCGGCUGCACCGCCCAGCUGACGGAGAAGGGAGACGUGCGCAUCAACGUGGGCAGUGACUCCCAGUGCAUCAUGGGAACAGAACUCAACGCCAUCCAGCUCUCCAUCUUCUCUCAUCGCUUCAUGAGCAUCGCAGAGCAAAUGGGGCGUGUGCUGCAGAGGACGUCCAUUUCCACCAACAUAAAGGAGCGUCUGGACUUCUCCUGUGCCGUGUUUGGCCCCGACGGAGGACUGGUGUCCAACGCCCCUCACAUCCCUGUGCACCUGGGGGCCAUGCAGGAGACCGUGCAGUACCAGAUUAAAGCGCUGGGCAGCAGUUUGAAGGAAGGCGAUGUGAUUCUCAGUAAUCAUCCGUGUGCUGGAGGAAGCCAUCUACCAGACCUGACGGUCAUCACACCAGUGUUCUGGCAGGGUGUGAGUGGGCCAGUGUUCUUUGUGGCCAGCAGGGGGCACCAUGCUGACAUCGGGGGUAUCACCCCUGGCUCCAUGCCACCCCACUCCAAGUCCCUGCAGGAGGAGGGCGCCGUCUUCACCUCCUUCAAGCUGGUCACCGGGGGCAUUUUCCAGGAGCAAGCUGUCACAGAGGCCCUGAUGGCCCCAGCCCAGUACCCAGAAUGCUCCGGAACUCGUAAUCUCCAUGACAACCUGUCAGACCUGCGAGCACAGGUGGCAGCCAAUCAGAGAGGGAGUCUGCUGGUGAGCGAGUUGAUCGACAGCUACGGCCUGCCCGUGGUUCAGGCCUACAUGGGCUACAUUCAGAGCAAUGCAGAGUUGGCUGUGAGGGACAUGCUGAGAGAGUUUGCCCAACGCCGCCGACAGCAGACCGGUUCUCUGGAGGUGGAGUCUGAGGAUCACAUGGACGAUGGAACGCCAAUCAGACUACGAGUGAAGAUCAAUGAACAGGAGGGCAGUGCAGUGUUUGAUUUCUCUGGGACGGGGCCAGAAGUGUGGGGCAACUGCAACGCUCCCCGCGCCAUCACCCUUUCUGCUCUUAUAUACUGCCUACGCUGCAUGGUGGGACAGGACAUCCCACUCAACCAGGGAUGCCUCGCUCCAAUCAAAGUUAUCAUUCCCCCCGGCUCCAUCCUCCAGCCGUCCCAGAAUGCAGCGGUGGUGGGGGGCAACGUGCUGACGUCACAGAGGGUCGUGGACGUCAUCUUUAGAGCGUUUGAAGUCUGUGCAGCCUCUCAGGGCUGCAUGAACAACAUAUCCUUUGGGAGUGAGAGGAGUGGCUACUACGAGACGGUGGCCGGGGGUGCGGGAGCAGGGCCAGGCUGGGACGGACGCAGUGGCGUACACAGUCACAUGACCAACACGCGCAUCACUGACCCAGAAAUCCUGGAGAAACGGUACCCGGUGAUCCUGGAGCAGUUCUCCCUGAGAGCAGGGUCAGGAGGGGCCGGCCGCUACAAGGGAGGAGACGGGGUCGUCAGGAAACUCCUCUUCAGGGAGAAGGUGGUGCUGUCUGUCCUCACCGAGCGGAGAUCCACACGGCCCUAUGGACUUCAUGGGGGGGAGAGUGGAGAAGCUGGCCUGAACCUCCUCCACAGGGCCGACGGGAGGGUGCUUAACCUGGGGGCCAAGACCACCGUCAGCCUCCAGCCCGGGGACAUGUUCAGCCUCCACACUCCAGGCGGAGGAGGCUAUGAGAAGGAGGAGGACGACGACGGGAACGGCACUCUGCCCCCCAAACGCAGACGACUCAAGGAGACCUUCGCUGAGCGAGGCAGCGUGUUUGAGUACCGCCGUGCACAAGAGAGUGUCUAAGCAUGAAUGAUGUGGAGGGGGAAAAAAAACAGGAAAGAGGUAGAUGAGGAAAAAGGGGAAAGUGGUAUGGGAUCCUUUAGAGAAAAAGGGAUGGCCACGACAAAAAUGGAAGCAUUUACUGUACGUUUCUGCAAAAGUAUGUCUUAAGGUGGUAAGGUAUAGGUGGUUUCUAGGCAUACAACACAUAGAGAGCGUGAGCAUUUUUGUGUUUUGUUUGUGGACAUGCAGUGUAUGAAGAAAGACAAUCCAAUGACCCAUCUAAAACAAAACAAAAAGAAAACCAUUUGUUUUCGUGAAAGUCCAUUGCAACCUUUGUAAUAAUGAACUGUGAACAUUUGCGACUCUAAGCCUUUUUUAACAGAACCUCAUGUGUUGUCUUAGAUGUCACAGGUGUACUUAACUUUACAGGCAAGGCACACAAGAGUAUCCCAUAGUGGGGGCGACCAUUUUAAAAUAUUAGCCUUCAGUCAGUUACCUCAGCAUAGCGUUAGCCACAGAAGUGUUUUAGGACAAUCAAGACUGUGGUCUGUCUCGCCACUGAAAGUACUGUGUGGAAGCUCUCUAUGCAAUUAGGUUUGUGUGUGUUUUUCCCCCUGUAAUGUCCUGCCACUGCAUACUGUACAUGAAUAUGGUGACGUGUUUUUGGUGUGACCAACAGAAAACGAGCCAGUGUUUCACUCCUUUCAGAUGAACUUCUUACUGUUUUUACUUCAUUUGGCAACAGGCAAAAUAUAUAUUUUCAAAUAAACAUAACUGAUAUCAACA
Engraulis encrasicolus (European anchovy) is the source of this 4897-nucleotide messenger RNA. It is a transcript of the gene oplah, whose product is annotated as 5-oxoprolinase, ATP-hydrolysing. The transcript has 27 exons. NCBI's taxonomy places the organism in Eukaryota, Metazoa, Chordata, Actinopteri, Clupeiformes, Engraulidae. Gene Ontology annotation, molecular function: 5-oxoprolinase (ATP-hydrolyzing) activity. The coding region runs from base 185 to 4132 and encodes 1315 amino acids. The record is from RefSeq and is a predicted model, not a curated record. Gene Ontology annotation, cellular component: cytosol. Gene Ontology annotation, biological process: glutathione metabolic process.